CGCUCCGACUCGCCAACCAGAGACCCGCCCCGGCCGAGCCGCUCGCCUGCGCUUUAAGCCAGCUCAGCUGACCCGCGCCCGCCGCCUGCGGACCCGCGAGCCGCCUCUGCCCCAGCCCCUGCCGCUCCCCGGCCACCAUGGACGUCCACGUCCCCCCGCUCCGCGCCUGGGACGACUUCUUCCCGGGCUCCGACCGCUUCGCGCGCCCCGACUUCAGAGACAUCUCCAAAUGGAACAACCGGGUGGUCAGCAACCUGCUCUACUACCAGACCAACUACAUGGUGGUCGCGGCCAUCGUCAUCUCCAUCGUGGGGUUCCUGAGUCCCUUCAACAUGAUCCUGGGGGGCACGGUGGUGGUGCUGGUGUUCACGGGCUUCGUCUGCGCCGCCCAGAAUAAGGACACCCUCCGCCACCUGAAGAAGCGCUACCCCACCACCUUCGUCAUGGCCGUCAUGCUGUCCAGUUACUUCCUCAUCUCCUUCUUUGGCGGCGUCAUGGUCUUCGUGUUUGGAAUCACGUUUCCUCUGCUGCUGAUGUUCAUCCAUGCUUCUUUGAGACUUCGGAACAUCAAGAAUAAACUGGAGAACAAAAUGGAAGGGAUUGGCUUGAAGAAAACCCCAAUGGGCAUCAUUCUUGACGCUCUGGAGCAGCAGGAAGACAACUUCAACAAAUUCGCCGAUUAUAUCAGUAAAGGAAAAGAAUAAGUGUCUCUGGCCUGGUGUUCAGUAAAACGUGGCAGGAAUAGUUUUUUCCUUUGCUCCUGUCCAGAACUCACUUCCCGUGUGUGUGUUUGAAAUGUGAGGUGCCCUAGAGAGAGCCCUAGAGACUUAAGUAGGUGGCAAGAUGUGGGUAGGCCAAACUAUAGCCAACUCUUGACGUUUUGGAGAAGAGGAGACCCCAAGCAAAAGUUACCCACCUUCCUAUUAUGUCCUAAGAUAUUUCUAGUCUUUUAGUCUGUACUCGUUUAGAUAAAUUGAACAAAAUCUGUGUUUGUUCAGGGGAUAAAAUGACCCUUGAUUCUUUGUUAUAAUGAACAUAUUUCUAAGUAUUGAUCAGUGUUAAUAAUGUCUAAUACAAUGAUGAAUAUUGUUUAUAUCUUAAAGGAGUCCCAAACAGCCUUAAGAAACAAAAAUAUGGAGGUAUAUAUACAGGUGAAUAAAACUGUCUAUUAAUUAGAAUAGAUCAUAUGAGACCUACCUUUUCCCCUACUCCGCCGAACCCUGGGAUGGUAAGCUUUUGUAUAUAAAUUACUUAUUGUUCUCUUUUAAGAGCUGAGUUUAUGUAUUGCUUUUCCCUCUGCUUGAUUCCAUGCAAUGAAAACUGGAUACACACUCCCCACUCUGUUUACAGAUUUGAAGUCUGCUAUGUGGGAGGCUAGCAAAAUAUAUUGCUAGAUUUCUAUAAGUUCUUUAAGUUGGCGUAAUCGGUUUUGCACCAGCAAGCUUGUGCUACAAAUGAGCAUGAGUGUUGCCUUUCUGAAAAGAGGCAGCUUUGUACCCUGUGUCCUGCUUGACCAUUUAACAAAUCUUGAGUUCUGUUGAGUACUAUUUGUAUUACUCAUAUCACUUUUUGUUGUGGUGGUUCUAGGAAGAAUGGUGGAAAACUCACGUCAGUAAUUGGUUCUUGUUUGUUUGGUUUGGUUUCUCCCCUUACCUUCUAAUUGUACCAUUUGGAACGCCGUGAAAUAAAUAUUCUGGAUAGAUAAUUCA
Molecule: messenger RNA, 1709 nt
Organism: Sarcophilus harrisii (Tasmanian devil)
Lineage: Eukaryota; Metazoa; Chordata; Mammalia; Dasyuromorphia; Dasyuridae
Gene: ARL6IP5
Product: ADP ribosylation factor like GTPase 6 interacting protein 5
Exons: 3
Coding region: 138-704 (188 amino acids)
Biological process (GO): negative regulation of transport
Cellular component (GO): membrane
Source: RefSeq, a predicted model, not a curated record